Cuculus canorus (common cuckoo) is the source of this 5645-nucleotide messenger RNA. RefSeq names its product solute carrier family 26 member 9 (gene SLC26A9). The record is from RefSeq and is a predicted model, not a curated record. NCBI's taxonomy places the organism in Eukaryota, Metazoa, Chordata, Aves, Cuculiformes, Cuculidae. Gene Ontology annotation, biological process: transmembrane transport. The coding region runs from base 105 to 2525 and encodes 806 amino acids. Gene Ontology annotation, molecular function: sulfate transmembrane transporter activity; chloride transmembrane transporter activity; bicarbonate transmembrane transporter activity. Gene Ontology annotation, cellular component: membrane. The transcript has 21 exons.
CCUCUGCACACCUCCUUGGGAGCACCUCUCUGCCUGGGCUUUCUCGCCACAUCUGCAGCUCCCCUCGCAGAAUCGGCCCUUUCUCCGCCUGGCAAGGCGCAGAGAUGAACCACGCCAGGCCUCGCUAUGUCAUCGAACGCCCUGCGUACUCGGUCAGUCUCUUCGAUGAAGAGUUUGAGAAGAAAAGCAGAAGUUACCCCAUUGGAGAAAAAUUUAAGAACUUUUUCAGAUGUUCAGCUUCCAGAUUCAAACUCAUCCUCUUCAGCCUCUUCCCAAUACUCGUGUGGCUUCCCAAGUAUAAAAUUAAGGACUACAUUUUGCCUGAUGUUCUCGGUGGGCUCAGUGCGGGGACAAUUCAAGUGCCACAAGGGAUGGCCUUUGCGCUGCUGGCCAAUCUGCCUCCCGUCAAUGGGCUCUACUCCUCCUUCUUCCCCUUGGUGACAUACCUCUUCCUUGGCGGUAUCCACCAGAUGGUCCCAGGUACUUUUGCAGUCAUCAGCAUUAUUGUUGGCAAUGUCUGCAAUGAGCUGGCUCCAGAGUCAGACUUCCAGUACUUCAACCACACCACCAACGAGACCAGUGUGAAUACCACAGCCCUGGAAGCGGCCAGGCUGGAGAUCUCUGCCACUUUAGCCUGCCUGACAGCCAUCAUACAGCUGUGCCUGGGAUUCGUGCAGUUCGGCUUUGUCGCUAUCUACCUCUCCGAGUCUUUCAUCAGGGGCUUCAUGACAGCAGCAGGGUUGCAGAUCCUCAUCUCCGUGCUCAAGUACGUCUUCGGCUUGACAGUCCCGUCUUACACCGGGCCCUUAGCUAUCGUCUAUACAUUCAUUGAUAUUUGUAAAGGUCUGCCCAAGACCAACGUGGCCUCCCUGGUCUAUGCCUUGGUCAGUGCUGUGCUCUUGAUGAUUGUCAAGGAGCUCAACCUGAAGUAUAUGAAAAAGAUCCGGAUGCCCAUCCCCAUGGAGAUCAUCAUCGUCAUAGUCGCAACUGCAAUCUCUGGCAGCUUUGACAUGCCUGAGAAGUACGGAAUGCCAGUAGUUGGGAAGAUCAGCAUGGGGUUCCCAGCGCCAACCCUGCCCCUGGUGAACAAGUGGAAAGACAUGAUCGGCACAGCUUUCUCGCUCGCCAUCGUGAGCUACGUGAUCAACUUAGCCAUGGGGAGAACGCUGGCAGCGAAGCACGGCUACGACGUGGACCCCAACCAGGAAAUGCUGGCCCUGGGUUGCAGCAACUUCUUUGGAUCCUUCUUCAAAAUCCACGUCAUCUGCUGUGCUCUCUCUGUCACUCUCGCCGUCGAUGGGGCAGGAGGGAAAUCACAGGUGGCAAGUUUCUUUGUGGCCAUGGUGGUCAUGGUGACGAUGCUGGCUCUGGGGAUCUACCUCGAACCUCUUCCAAAGUCUGUCCUGGGAGCUCUCAUCGCGGUGAACCUGAAAAACUCCCUCAAGCAACUGGCCGAUCCCUUCUACCUGUGGAAGAAGAGCAAGCUGGACUGCUUGGUCUGGCUGGUGAGCUUCCACUCCGCUUUCUUCCUGAGCCUUCCCUACGGAGUCGCUGUGGGUGUGGGAUUUUCCGUGCUGGUUGUGGUUUUCCAUACCCAGUUCCGUAACGGCUCUGCCCUGGGCCAAGUAAAUUCCACCGACAUCUACAAGAACCCUAAAACCUACAAUAAGGUACAUGAACUUAAUGGGAUUAAAAUUGUGACCUACUGCUCACCACUGUAUUUUGCCAACUCGGAGAUAUUCCGUGAGAAGAUUAUAGCCAAGACUGGGGUGGAUCCUGGGAAAGUGUACUUAGCCAGGAAGAAAUAUGUGAAACGGCAGGAGAAGGGGACAGCACAGCCACCAACAAAGCUACCAAACUUCUUAUUAAAGCAGAACAAGACAUUGUCAUUGCAAGAGCUCCAGAAAGACUUUGAAAGCACCUCUCCAACAGAUACCAAUAACAACCAGACAACUGCUAAUGGAGCCAGCAUCUCCUACGUCACGUUCCGUCCAUCCGCCAACAGCGCUGGGCAAGUACACCCCUCCAGCGAGCUGGGCAGCACCACUACUCUGCAAGGAAGCACUUUCCAUGUCAUGCCUACAGGAGACGUUGACCCUAUGAUGACAGCGCCACCCUAUAUCAGCUUUCACACCAUCAUCCUGGACAUGAGUGGAGUGUGCUUUGUUGACCUCAUGGGCACCAAAGCACUGGGCAAGUUGUGUUCCAGUUAUCAGAAGAUUGGGAUUAAAGUGUUCUUGGCAAACGUGCAUGCCCAGGUGUACAAUGAUAUUAGCACAGGUGGAGUCUUCGAGGAAGGAGGCCUGGACCAAAGUCACAUCUUCCUGACGAUCCAUGACGCUGUUCUGUUUGCCCUGGCAAAUAUCAAUGAAGUUGUCCACCCACCCAUCUUAGAAGAGAGGCCAACUCAGACAGAGCUCUCCAUCUAUGAUGAGUCUGUGGAUGAAAGCAGCGCAGAGUUUAAGAACUUGGAGGAGGAGAUGUUCGGCAGCAUGUUCCACUCAGAGACCCAGACAGCUCUGUGAGUGCACAGGGAGUAUCGGCGUGCGGGCAAACCCUCCCAAACGGACUCUUCCCUCCCAUCCCUUCGUGAAGAGCUGCACUUCUACCUUGGGAUAAAAUGAGUUUGCAAAGCAAGAGGCCACCACACCUCUUGAACUGAUAAAUUCCUCACUCCCUCCUGCUCUGCUUCUGGUAUUCCGAGCAAUGGACUCUGGAGCAGACAAAAGAAAUCUGCAGAAGCAGGAACUCAGGAAAUGUCAUCUCAUUAAUUACAGAAGGGAAGAAAGUUCAUUCGAAGGCAGGUGCCUUAACUCUGGGACAAUUAGUCCUUAUUGCCAAGCGCUCUCCUUUGUCUCGCACAAUCAAACUCUUCUGCUCCUACCGGCAUUAUGCAAUUGGGGCAUCCCCUGUUUCUUUUCUCCCUCCCUCUUUUUCUGACAAAGUGAAAGACAAGCAAACAUUAAGAUCCUUUCACUGCUUUGACUCAUGAGCAAAAGGAACUCUUGCAAGGUGCAACGACACAGCUUUGUAAGGAAAUGUGCACUGACCUUCGGGGUGUCUGCAUGGCAAGUGCCAACCCCUGCAUCUCCCUGCGUGUCUGUGUUGCAGCACGGCUGCCUUUCUCCUUGCCUCUCUCUGUGACCCCCCCUACUCUACUCUCUCCACAACCCAGCAUCCCAAAACCCAUUGUCCCAACCCAGGGCUGUAGUUCUGACACCCUGAAGAACUCGGUCCUCUAUUUCAGUAGGGCUACUUCCAGUUGCCUUUUCCCAUGGUCUCUCCCUUUUUCUAGCAUUAGCAUCUCCAAUUGCACUUUCCUUGACCUCAGGCCCUUCCCGCAUGGUGGCCUCCUUCUCUCUUUCAACUUCUCCUGCUGGAUCUAGGAGGGAAAAUAAAAAGUUGUUUCAGGUACCCUGAAUUUUCAUCACUGACCUGACAGAUCAACAGGCCUAAAACAAAAGUUGACCCAGGGAUGAUCAAUAUCACACUGCUCUGAUCAGUAGAUCAUUGCUUUGAUCAAUAGAAUCGGGCUGUGCUGUUUGAAUUGUAACUUCUUCAGCACCCACGGGACACGAUGCCAAUUAUGUUUGACCAGUUGAGUAUGUGUUCAAAAGACCCAGGGUCUGGUUCAACUCCCCUCUGAAGUUUUUAGGCAUCUUUCUACUUCCUGUAAGGCUCUUAGACUGUGAAUGGAAUGACAGCGUUCAUCCCAAGGAUGUUCUGACUCUCUUUCCAUCCUCUUGUUGACUGAAACCAGAAGAUUUAGUCCAGAACAUGGAUGAGGCCUUUGGAGAGAUGUAUUUUCCCCAAAUCCAGGGGCAGGAAAGGAAGCUCCUUCUGCACACUGUUCACAAUGCCAUAGAUCCAGAGCAGUGAAAGGGGAAUUUGAGUGUACUUCAUGUCUGCAGCUAGGGAUGAGCUCAAGUGAUACCUUGUGCUGUGCAGGCCUUCUGGUGACAAGCUCUCAAAUCAUCACUUGUGCGGCCAGAUAAAACUCUUGUGUAGUAUGUGCUAUUUCAAUUCCAUACUUCAUGUUCCAUGACUUCCACUAAAACCCACCACAGACCGAUGCUACCAGGACCAUCCACUGCUCAGGCAAACAAGACUGCCUCGCUAACCCAGAGUCAGACAGCUGAGAUCUUAACUAUUCCGAAAAAAAAUGAAGUUCUUUUAUACUUGAGUGAUGCCAACCACACCAGCUAUUUUAGUUCCCUUCGCCGAUGUCUUCCCUUCCUUCCCAGUGCUGAUGUUGUGACAGCGAUGACAACAUAAAGCCUGAAAAAUCUAAGCGUAAGCCAAGGGCUAAAGGGACCCUUCUUCCUUCUACACAUUUGAGCCUCAAAUAUGGCUUUUACGAAAAUAAGUUUAUAAAAAAUGUAAUUUAAAGACACAUACUAGUAUGUCUUCAACUGCAAUGAAAACAAUUUCUUCCUUUGAACUUCAAAUCCUCCUACAAAGGAUUUCCAGCACUGGGAUAAAAUGCAAGAGUCAACAAGAAAAAGCAAACAAGCAGUAAUGGAAGUCAACUGGACAGUCUGUUAUCUUUCCAUGAAUGAAAAAACCCCAAAGACUGGCCUUAAUAAUGAAAGGAAAUAAUAUUUUUUAAAGUUAUUUCUAUUUUAUUACUCUUGAGAUACUGAAAAUAUUUCAUGUGCAGUUUUGAAGUACACAGACAUCACUGAGCUGAUUCGCCAGCAGGUUGCUAGAAGGCUUUCUGGGAAGAGAACGUACAGCUUUCCUGCAGCUCCCAGCUGUGUCAUUUUUAAGGAAAACAGAGCUUCACAAACUAUCAUAGUUAGACAACCAUGACAGGAAGCAACAUCAGGACCCUGCCAGCUUGGUUCUACAUCACCGUUUCUCUACCUCAGUUUCUGAUUAGGUGCUGCAGGAGGGAGUAAUAAAACCAAAGAUGCUUCAUUUCCAAGUUUGUGACUUAUUUUAACCUUGGACAGCAAAGUUUUUUUUCCAGAACCACAUGUAGCUUGUUCUAGAAAGUAAAAUUGAGAGAUUAAUUCUCUCCGAGUACCUCAGAGGGCGAUCACUUUAUGCCUUUUGUUACUCGUUUGAAAAAAGCAACAAAGAAAUGGGUGGAAUUGAACAAAAACCUAUUCUACAGCAGUUGGUCAGUGUUCCUCUGUCUCUGAGGUGGCAUCACCUCAACGAGGUGCCUUUCAAUGAGGAAAAUUCCACUGGCCAGUUCUUCAUCCCGGGCUAAUUACAGGAGGCUGUUUUCAGUCUCAGGAACGCAGGCAACCUCAGAGCAACAGUCUAUAAAGAAUAGAUUGUAUUUCUUGAAGUUCCUACAAGCAUAGUGGAUGGGAUGUCAAGAGAGAUGCCUUCCAAGCAGCUGUCCUGAUGAUACUGAUUCUGUGAUUCUGACAACCCAGGAAGAAGGAGACCAUUUCUGUAGCCAUGGGCCAAUUCUGGCAGUAAAUGCCACAUCGGUGGGAAAAUGGCAUUGCUGGAGGCACAAUGUGGCCAGUUCAAAGUCUUGAUAUCCAAGCAAGAGAAUUAAGGAAGCUCAAAUUCACACUGGAGUAGAAAAUCUUUAAUUUCUAGUGCCCCAUUAUUACUAUUAAAGUAACAGUGAUGCUGAUGCGUAACAGCUGAGGCAUUACUUGAUAAAUGCAUGAUGUAUAACC